Molecule: messenger RNA, 6471 nt
Organism: Acanthocheilonema viteae
Lineage: Eukaryota; Metazoa; Nematoda; Chromadorea; Rhabditida; Onchocercidae
Source: the annotation of a GenBank genome assembly
AUGGUUGUUUGGGGCUUAUCGAACAUCACGGACGCUUUACAAAAGCGUUUGUGUCGCUUUCUUAUACAUAGAUAUUUAAGCGAUUUUCUGAAGUCUAGCAUCAAUUUGGAACAAUUAUCAGCCACUCUUUAUGGUGGUAUUGCAUCUGUUAGCGAUGUUGACAUGGAUGUACAGAGGCUAAACGAAGUGUUUGAAUCAAUGAAAAUACCGUUUACGGUGGUUGAGGGUUACAUUGGCGAAGUCAGUAUUACAGUUCCAUGGCAGUAUAUCCUUGUAAAAUCUGUUGAUUUGGAAGUGAAACAAUUGCAGCUUACACUUCAGCUUCAACAUUGCGCAGAUGAUCCACCAGGAGAUAUAGUGGCUUCUAUGUUUGGAAGUGUUAUGGGGUCAUUAGCAACAUCUAUGGAAUUGGCGCAGAGUUUUCUGAAGCAGGAGGAAACUACCAAUGAAGCAGAGGACAAAGGCAUUGAACAGUUUGCUGAGGUCAUUGAUGCCGUUAUUUCGCGCUUUCGAUUAAUUUUUAACGACGCUAUUAUUCGCUUAGAAGGUAUUCCUGAUCCAGAAUCUGAGUUAUACACUGCCUUGGAACUGCGAAUUGAUUGGAUUGAACUCAUCGACGAACAGUUAGAGUCGGAAGCUUUCAAUGCUGAAACGGUAACUUCACAACCACGUUCGUUAUCGGCUGUUCCAGAUUUCAAUAAACUUUUCCAUGUAAAAGGCAUACGUCUGUACACCGAUAUUUUCACUAAACCAGGGAUGAGAGAUGUACCAGAAGAAAAUAUGUCCGCGUUAACACAGGUCAUAACAAGUAUGUAUUUACGGCGUGAAAAAGAGAAAACAAUGAAGAAACUGUCGGCUUCUUCGGAUUCAUCAGAUGAACACUGUGAAAAAAACGGCGGUGUGUUAUGUUCCGUACAGAUGUCGACAGCUUCAACGAUUUAUGAAUCAUGUUAUUCACGUAACAGUUGUAUGGAGGAUGAAUUUCCUUCAGUCACUUCUUCUCCAUUAAGUUCUUCCAGUAACACUACGUUAGAGUCAAAUCCAGUUCUGUUUGCAUCGUUCAGUGGUAGCGUUGAAACUGUUAUUGUUCGAGUACGUAACAACGAGAUCUCAUCGCAAUAUGCUUUUUCUUCUGAGAAGGAAAUUAGCCUUAACUUUGAUGGUUUGUGUGUGUUUUUGACACCUUCACAACUGAACAUUUUGAAAACAUUCUUUUCUGCAAUUGCAAAGCCUCCUCCAAACUCUGAUGGUGCACAGUGCAGUUUGGGGAAACCAAUGUGUAUGCAAGAUUAUCAGCAGGUUGAAGCCGAAUUACAAACAAGAAUUGUACCAUCGAACCAAAUCGGUACCGAUUUUCAACAUGGCAACUGGGGUGGUUCAAUGAUGUUUUAUGAUGCACAGAGGAAACCUUCAAUAGCAUCGAUUGAAGAGCAAAUGGCUAAUGUUUCCUUGAAUCUCAGUGAUGUAGGAGAUGGUCGAAGUAGCAGAUUUUCAAAGGAAAUUUUAAGAAGCGACUGUUCUCAAAGAACUCUAAAAAAUUCGGAUACUGUAUCUGACGUGAUCAGUGUUAAAGCAAGCAUUUGUAAUGUUGUUGUUGUCCUGACCCAUAAAGACUAUCUUGGACAGGAUGAAGUUCGAAACAGGGGCCCCGAAAACAUCGCUGAUAUGAUCUGUUCAUAUAAGGAAUUAGCAGAAGGGUUCUUUAAGGCGGCAUCUUCUUUGCGGUUUGGAGUUCAAUUGAAUGAAUUAAAUCGGAGUACGAAACAACUGUAUGGAGACGAUCAUCUACAGUUCAUUGGUGAAGGAGUCACAUUUGAUUACAAUCAAGUAAAAGGUCGGGAAAACUACUCUUUUUCAAUGAGCUUAGAAGCUCUUGAUGUUCAAUUAUUAGAAGUUCUGUCGCCAGCAUCAUCCAGCAUGGACGCCGAAGAAAAUAUCAAGCUGUUUUCAUUUUGUGAUAAUGCAUCAACAACUGAAAAAAGCCGUCGACUAAUGGUUACUGUAGAAAAUGGCAAAAAUCCGCAGCAUUAUGAUGUGACUGUAAACUUGGCAACUUGUGAAAGUGAAUUGGACAUUUCGAUAAUUGAUCGGAUAUCUUCCCUUUUGAUUACGAAACCUUUUCAUACUUAUCCAUUUUCUUCAAUUCACAAUGUUAAUGACAUGUCACGAGGCUUGAAGACAGACUUGCUCUUUACCGCUAUGCAAGACGCAAAUAACACGCCAUUAUCACUAGCACUUAUUAUUAAUUGUCCAGAAUGGAACUUAAAUUUGAGGAUACCAGUGGUGGAUUUACGACGUUCUGAAUCUUCUCCAACUCGAGCACCUCACUGGAAAAGAAAUUUGCACAAGGAGUCAGUAAGGUUGACUUUAAUGGAUGUUAGACUAGAGAUGUCAAAAUUUGAUGUAUCGCGCUUAAGGCAGUAUGGAACAGUUAUUAUUUCGGCUUCUGCUAUAAACGGGUCCUUGAAUCUGAUUGAAAAAACUGGCUCAGCGAAUCUUGACUCUCUCAUUCUUUUUGCUGGCUGUUCAGAAACAUGUGGUGGAGGUUGUGUCAGCAUGAAGCUUAGCUACGAUAAUAGAAAUAGUAGUUUGGAGUCGACUUCUACGCGCUGUAAUGAAACAGGUUACUCAUGUGCCUCACAAUAUGAUGCUGAAAACGAAGCAGAUGUAAAAAUGGAGGGACCAUUCUCAAAAUGUAUUAUACGCAAUGAGAACCGAAUGAUAAUUGUGGUUGGAAGCACAAAGGAGAUGUUAGAAUUUGGUGAAAAUUGUCUAUCGAAUGCACGAAUAAAUUGUGAGUUAACUGUUCCGGUACUACGAGUUCACUUACCUAGUCGUCACUAUUACGAAGUUAUUUAUAAUAGGUUGGUAAAUGAUUUGUCAAUGUGGCAGCCAUCUUCCCCUAUCUUCAAUAGUUCUGAUCGGCAGAAAGACAUGGAAGCGUUGGAUGAUGGACUCUUCGAACUUUGUAGAUCUUCAAAAAGGAAAAAUUCUACGCACAGUGAUUGUAAUAUUUCCUGCUCUCAUGGUUCGACUCCAACAGUAAAUGUAUUAGGCAACGAAAAAUCUCAUGAUUUUUGCUUGCUGGCAAAUAUAAAUGAUGGCCGGGUACUCAUGGGAACUGAAUUUGAAAAUGGAAUUAUGAAGAAAAUAGGUCAAGUUGGUGCAAUUCUACAUAAAACGCAAAUAAUGACAGUUAAUGGUUUUCAUGGCAAUAAAGAGCUAUCUUAUUUUUAUUCGACUUCGAAAGUUGCCAGUUUUUUUCAUAAAAAUCUUAUUGGAGACGUAGUCCCAUAUGAACGGUGUGUUUUGAAGAAGGAUUUCGCCCAACAUUUCAAAGAAGGAAUCCAAGUAGAACCGGUAGUAGAUGAAGAAAUUUGUUUUGUAGAGAAGGAGGAGGAUAAUUUCGCCAUUGCAGUUAGAAUUGAUUUUCACUUUCCCGAAAAUCUUAAGAAUUUGCUGGUUGGAAUCGGUAUUCGUAACACGAUGUUACAUUUGAAACCAUACACAAAUGCUGAGCAAUUUUGGAUCAAUCAGUUGAUUUGUUUCUUCGAUAUCGUCGAUUAUGGUAUUCCUGGCUAUGAAGUCCCACAAAUAACGACAGAACUACAUAUUCAUUUCUCAUCUUCUAUGUUGGCUUACGAACAUUAUUUUGAGAAUCCAUCACCUCCUUUAUCAUUACGAGUGAUGCUUGGUUCUUGUGAUGUCAGUAGUCGAAUCAUGCAAGAUCUAGAAAUAUACAAAUUUGAAUGCAUAUUUGAGCAGCUUAAGCUCUUCGCAUCAUUCAGUCCUGAUGCUCAAAUCAUUGGAAGUCAAAAUGAAACCAGAAAGUUUACAAAAUUUGAACAUAAAUUCAUACAUAUGUUGUCUGUGGGUAUGUUGCAACUGGAGGUAAUGGCAGCUAAAAGUUCCGAUACUGCUGGUGGUAGGUCAAAGAAAUAUCUUCCAUUUCUGGAAGUUAGAUGCAAAAAUGAUUUGUUGAAGUUGUGGGCUUGUUCGGAUUCUCUGUGUUUAGUCAUUAAUGUGGUUGCUGAGCUGCUAGAUGCGCAGACUUCCAAAGUGGCUGCACCCAAAUCUGGAUCUCAAACACCGAUUGAUAAAUCGACAAUUGGGAAUUCAAGAAGGCAGACAUCCACAGAACAACAAAUAGCCAAUAUUGAAAAAAUGGUGCGAUCAGCGGUAUCGCAGUCUAGACAUGAAAAUUUUGAAUAUGAGACGGGUUCACCUGAGAGUUUGUCUGACACUUCCCAAGUGCUGUCGAAUGCGAUGAUAGAUUUAAUUGAUACGACAGAAGAAAACAGGGUUAGAGAUUCAUCUGGAGCCCUCGGAAUUGAUGAGGGCUUUUGUCUACUUGACGAAAUCCCGGGUAGUGGGAUCACGACUGGUAAUGGUAAACCAUGGGCACGGUUUCUGCUCACUGACGACGCAGCUCCUGUUAUAUACGAUGAUUAUUUGACAAAAAUCGAUGGUAGAUCAAAUAGAUCAGUUCUUUUCACCACGAACAAAAUUCACACUCCGUUUAUCAAAUAUGUUGUUGAUGAUGUAUCGCUGGAACUUCAUUUGUACGGUGGUGCUGAUUUCAGUACUUCAAAACCACCUUCCAAACCGUACUGUAUAUCAAAUGGAGGAAAGUUGCGUCGUGACAACUCUCCCAUUGGUGGUCAUUACAGAGAUUAUUCUGCUCAUGUUAAAUUCAUGUUCGAAUUGUACGAUAAAGAUGCACCCGCUUUAUCUACAAGACUCUUCAGUAUUGGCUCAAUCGAAAUUUUGGACAAAAUGAUGUCUUCAAAAAUUAAUAAGCUACUUUACCCGCAUGUGUGGGAUCGAACGUUCCCGCGUCAUUCUCACUCGCCGAUGUUUUCUGUUCGUUUAUAUGAAACUCCUCAACAUGAGGGUAAAAUGAAGGUUUCCUUGUUGCCUUUGCGUAUCAACGCUGACCAAGAUACUCUGGAAUUUCUCGAAGAUUAUAUAAAUGAUCUGUCUGGUAGUGUUGCUGUCUUACAAGCAGAAAAUACUACAACAUCGAAAAUGCCAGAAAAACCAUGGUUAGAAGUGCAUAUGAGUGAAAAUACCGAUACUACACAGUACGCUGGAAAUACAUAUUCAGACUCAGUAACAAGCUGUAUGGAUCUGACUAUGCAUAAUGAUUCAUUUUUGAAUGAAUUUAUUGGACGCAAGCUGGAGACUUGCAACGAUGAACAACAACGGGACUCACUACUAACAUAUGAUCUACUUAAUUUGCAUAUUCGUGAUGGUUUUUAUCUGGAUGAAGAUAAUAGUGAUAAUUUAAUGGUCGCUGAACGGCCAGAUUCGGCAAGCAAUUUGUUUGAUGAAAGCGGACCCAUAACUGACGAUAUCACAAAUUUAAUGGAUACGAGUUCCCCUCUUCUGUCGUCAUCUAGCGCUAUGAUUCAUUGCUUCAAUACAGAAAAUUCUGUUAGCAACAUUCAUGCUGUUUUGCCUACUGCGUGUGAGGAGGCAGACAGUGCAAAAUCAAAACUUGGUGUAACGAAAGAAGAAAACGAUGACGAAAAAUCUGUUUCUGUACUGACAGAUUAUCAGCGCGUCAAAAGUACUUUGGAGAUCGAUUCCUGUGAAUCGGAAUCGAUUGUAAAAGGGAAAAUCUACUUCAAGGAAUUUAUCUUUUCGCCAUCUGCGACGAUUCGUUUGGAUUUAAAUGGGAAGCGGAUUCGUCCAGAUCAGGGUUGGAUUUUGGGGCUUUUAGUAGGACUGAGCGAUUUCAAAUGCACUGAAAUACGUUUGAAGGAACUCAACUGUACUCGAGGGCUGCUUGGCUAUGAUCGUUGUAUCAAAUUUGCUAUUAGUGCCUGGCUUAACGAUAUUAACAACAAACAAUUAGUGCAGUUCAUUACGUCUUAUGGACCUAUCAAGUCACUGGUAGAAAUUGGCUUUGGAAUUCGAGAUCUGUUUUUGAUGCCAGUAAACGAGUAUUGCAGAGAAGAAGGUCAUAUCGUAAAAGGGUUACAACGAGGGGCAGAAAGUUUUGGGAUAUCUACCGCAACGGCUGCGGUAGAUAUGUUGCAAAGAAUGGUGGGAGUUGUACAGAGCGUUGCGGAAUUGGCGUUUGAUAUUGUUUCACCCGAAUAUCCCAUAUAUCGACAUCGAAGGAAUAUGAUGGAUUACACUGUACUUCGACCACCAAAUGAUAUCAGAGAAGGCUUUAAUAUGGCUUUGGAAGCUAUUGGGCGGGAAAUAAGUGAUACGGCGUUAGAUUUCCAAUUAGCUGCACUGGAAGAUCAGGCAAGCGGUUAUUCGACCGUACGCGGUUUUCUUCGACAAGCUCCAACUACGGUUUUACGGCCUAUAAUUGCCGUAAGUAAAGCUACGGUCAACAUUCUUGGUGGAGUGAGGAAUCAAAUGAAACCAGGCAGUCACAGACCACACCUAUCUCAGGCUAUAGGAGAAGUUCCCCAAGGUUUGAAUUUCAUUGCUUUGCGCCUACUUAUUUAA